This is a messenger RNA of Daphnia carinata, 1074 nucleotides long. It is a transcript of the gene aph-1, whose product is annotated as gamma-secretase subunit Aph-1-like. Gene Ontology annotation, cellular component: membrane; endoplasmic reticulum; gamma-secretase complex. Lineage: Eukaryota; Metazoa; Arthropoda; Branchiopoda; Diplostraca; Daphniidae. The coding region runs from base 158 to 910 and encodes 250 amino acids. Gene Ontology annotation, molecular function: protein-macromolecule adaptor activity. Gene Ontology annotation, biological process: Notch receptor processing; protein processing; Notch signaling pathway. The record is from RefSeq and is a predicted model, not a curated record. The transcript is spliced from 4 exons.
CCGAUGAAGAAAGAAAAUUGAACUGUCAGAACCAGAAAUCCGAAGUGUUAAGUUGGGCCCGGUAAUUUUUUUUGAGGGGAAGGAACGUCAAGAUAGUUGACGUCCAAUUUGCGUUUUACACAGUUUGGUUUUACUGCUUAUUUAGUGAACCCAAAAAAUGGCUCUCCUCGAAUUUUUCGGUUGUGCGUUUCUUGCUUUCGGCCCUCCACUUUCAAUGUUUCUUCUAACUAUCGCUAAAGACCCUAUUCGAAUUAUCAUCCUCAUAGCUAGUGCGUUCUUCUGGCUCUUGGCAUUACUGAUGUCAUCCUUGUUGUGGCUCGUGGCAAGCACCUUGAAUAGUCCAAUUGUUGUGGGAGUUGUCUUUUCUGUCCUGUUCCAAGAGCUCUUCCGAUACCUGAUAUAUUUGCUGUUACGCAAAGCUGAGGUUGGGUUGAAAAAACUCACAGAGUCUGAUACUGCCAUUAUCACUAAUAAAAACAUCCUGGCCUAUGUGUCAGGCUUGGGCUUUGGCAUCAUCAGCGGUACCUUCUCUCUAGUCAAUGUUCUUGCUGAUGCUACAGGACCUGGAACAGUCGGUCUACAUGGCGAUUCCAACUUGUUUUUCCUAACAUCGUCCCUCACAACACUUUGCUUCAUCCUCCUACACACAGCAUGGGGAGUGCUCUUCUUCCAUGCACUAGACAUGAAAAAGUUUUUGCCAUUAAUUUGGGUGGUGACAUCUCAUCUGCUUGUAUCACUUUUGACUCUCAUGAACCCUUCGCAGCUGUAUUUAGCCACAAUACUGCCGGCAUACGCCGUUCUGGUCGUGACGGCUCUGUGGGCUGCUGGAGCGGCUGGAGCAUCUUUUACGUCACUUAAAAAGUGUUUAACUAGCCAACCCACAACGGUGCAGGUACGCGCGGAAGACUGAGGCAUAGGCACGACAUUCACAAUUCAGCCAUCGUCAGUAAACCAUUGGGGCGGGUCUCUUUCCAUAAUCUCCCCUUACAUAACUUUUGUUUUUGCGAAAACGUCCGACUACCGUGUUCUUAAUUAAUUAAUAUAACCAAAAAUACACUUUCAGUGAUGAAGGAA